This is a messenger RNA of Phasianus colchicus (ring-necked pheasant), 3051 nucleotides long. Lineage: Eukaryota; Metazoa; Chordata; Aves; Galliformes; Phasianidae. The record is from RefSeq and is a predicted model, not a curated record.
UCCAGGACUGGAAAUCAAAGCACUGUGCAGUGGCACCCAGCGCUGCCCAGCUGUGCUGUGCUAAGCAGUGUGCAUUGCUGCAGGCACAGAGCUGCUCAGGUCAGAGGGGCAUCUUCUUGUCCGUACCCUGCUCACAGCAAGCUGCUCCAGGCCUUGGAUCCUAAUCUGAUUUGAAGCUGUCAUUCAGCUCUGUCAUGGUAAGAGCAUUGCCCAAGGAAGGGCUGCCAGAGCUGGGCCUCCCAGGAGCUCUCUCCUUGUCUAUCUGUUCUGGCCUGUGAUGGUGGGUAUGGAUUUGUGCCAUCGUUUCAGAGACACUGAAGAGUCCUUUCAGGUUAUCCUUGGCUAUACAUUUAAUUUUAUUUUUCCACUGUUGAGUCUUCCAAUUAAAGGCAUUCUGUGCUAAUACGCUCUGAUGCCUUCUGGAGGCAUGUUAAUGGGGUAUCUAGCAGUCAGCUCGUUAUGGUGAUGGCUUGUUCAGAUGAUGACCAUAUUUGUGAGGCAGUACCACGAAGAGCCCUGUCCAGGUGUGGGGAGGGCUGUUUGUGGAGAUGCUGUAGGAUGGUUACAUGAGGCAGCUGGAAAAAAGUAUGCAGCGAUGCUGGGUUCCCACUAGAAUAUUUCUGUUCCCUUGUCUAACAAUAUAAGGAAUCAUUUUUAUUGUAAUUGGGCAAUAUGUUCUGGAAACGUAUGUGGGAAUUCGACAUGUUUAUUUUAAGUGGUAACUAAAAAAAAUAGUUUUGGUGGCUGAUAUCCAGCACGGCUGGGUAAUGACAUGGUGGGGAUCCAGAUCCUUCUUUCCUUGUUAACGCAUCUUUUAAACAGCCCCAACCCCUUCCUGUGCCACUCCUUACAGGUAGGCUCCAUUUCUUGGCAUUGUCCCAUAUCUGUCUGCAUGUGCCCAGCUGGGACCAGGAAGGAUGUCCUCUCCUCGUGGUCAGAAGGAGGGGAGGGCUCACAUGGGCAAGUGGGAGCUGAGAGUGCAUCUGCUGGGGUGAGCAUGGGAAAGUCCCAUGCUAGAUAAGGGGUGAGCUCAGUGUUCUGAGCUCAGUGUUCUGCUGGCCUUGGUUGACUGAGCAGUUCCAUUGCAUCGGAAGGCUGAGCACACUAACGAAGAGAAGAGGAACCUUUCCCUUGGGGGCCAUGUUGGCUUUGACAGCCUCCCGGAUCAGCUGGUCAGCAAGUCUGUCACGCAGGGCUUCAGCUUCAACAUCCUCUGUGUGGGUGAGACCGGCAUUGGGAAAUCCACACUGAUGAAUACACUCUUCAAUACCACGUUUGAGACCGAAGAAGCCAGCCACUACGAGAGCGCGGUUCGCUUGCGGCCACGGACCUAUGACCUGCAGGAGAGCAAUGUCCACCUGAAACUGACCAUCGUGGACGCGGUUGGAUUCGGGGAUCAGAUAAAUAAAGACGAAAGUUACAGGCCGAUAGUUGAGUACAUUGAUACGCAGUUUGAAAAUUAUUUGCAAGAAGAGCUGAAAAUCCGCCGUUCUCUGUUCAACUAUCAUGACACAAGGAUCCACGUCUGCCUGUACUUCAUCACCCCCACUGGGCACUCCCUCAAGUCCUUGGACCUGGUGACAAUGAAAAAGCUGGACAGCAAGGUGAACAUUAUCCCGAUCAUUGCCAAAGCAGACACCAUCUCCAAGAGCGAGUUGCACAAGUUUAAGAUAAAGAUUAUGAGCGAGCUGGUCAGCAACGGUGUGCAGAUCUAUCAGUUCCCCACAGACGACGAAGCAGUGGCUGAGAUCAACUCAGUGAUGAAUGCUCAUCUGCCCUUUGCUGUGGUUGGCAGCACAGAGGAGGUGAAGGUGGGGAACAAGCUGGUGAGAGCUCGGCAGUACCCGUGGGGAGUGGUGCAAGUUGAGAAUGAAAGUCACUGUGACUUUGUGAAACUGCGAGAAAUGCUGAUCCGAGUCAACAUGGAGGAUCUUCGGGAGCAGACCCACACCCGCCACUACGAGCUGUACCGGAGGUGCAAACUGGAGGAGAUGGGCUUCAAGGACACGGACCCAGACAGCCAGCCCUUCAGCCUGCAAGAAACAUACGAGACCAAAAGAAAAGAAUUCUUGGGUGAGCUCCAGAAGAAAGAGGAAGAAAUGAGACAAAUGUUUGUUAACAAAGUCAAGGAGACGGAGGCAGAGCUGAAGGAGAAGGAAAGAGAGCUGCAUGAGAAGUUUGAGCACCUGAAAAGGAUACACCAGGAAGAGAAAAGGAAAGUGGAGGAGAAGAGGAGAGAGCUGGAGGAAGAGAUGAAUGCCUUCAACAGGCGGAAAGUAGCGGUGGAAACCUUGCAGUCCCAAUCCUUGCAGGCUACCUCACAGCAGCCGCUGAAGAAGGACAAAGACAGGAAAAAUUAAUCACACACAGACUUUCAGGCCAAGAGUGGACUUGGUGCUUUCAUGUCUUUAAGUUGCUUGAGUUUCCCACCCUGUGACCCUUCUCAUAACAUUGUGUGCGUGGACCAAAGCGAAAGAGACCACGAGCAUCUCCAGUGGUUGCUGUGUCACGACUUGCUGUGAUCUGUGCUGUGUUUGAGGACGUAACCUUACUGUGUAAAUGCUUCUAAACAACAUCAACUCAUCCCCAAAGUGAGACGUCCUGUCCUAAGCCCAGCAGCUCUGUGUCAGGUGUCCGCAGCAGUUGGCCUGAGCUCCCCUUCCCCAGCAGCUGAAUGCUUACUCCCUAGAUUUCGUUUGAUUGUCACUGGUUAUGGGGACUGUUCAAGCCAUUGCUCCACUGUUUCUCUCCCUCUGAAGGUGCUCAGAUGUGAGGAGUGGGGUGAAGGAUGCCGAAACGUUUAUUUUUCUAACAAAAUCCUGGAUUUGAAUAAGUUUAGAACAGGGGCAAAGCCCAGAGCUCAGAACCUCUGCCCUGGGAAUCUUGGUCCGAGUCACCCCUGUUCUCCUAAUUAUAUAUUUUAAUCCUGAAUUUCUCUAUAAACAUAUUCUUCAUCAUUUAUAAUAUAUAUACAUAUAUACAUAUAUACAUAUAUAUAUAUAUAGAAAGAGAGAGUGGUUAAUAAAACUCAUGGGACAACGUUUUGAAUUU